UUUUUUUUUAAAGUCUUCUUUUUGAAAAUAAAGAAAGAGAGAUAUAAGGUCUUCUAAGAAGCAUACGUUAUUACUUUUGCUAAAGAACGGACACAACUAGCAUAUACUUUGAGCAUUCUUUUUCAUAUUACUCUUAGCAUUGAACAGCUUUCAGCAAUGGAGAUUGGCUUAGCAGUUGGAGGUGCAUUUCUAUCUUCAGCUUUGAAUGUUCUCUUUGAAAGGCUUGCUCCUCAGGGUGAGUUGCUGAAGAUAUUUCAAAGGGGCAAGCAUGAUGUUGGACUGUUAAAGAAGCUGAGGCUGACUUUGCUUGGUCUUCAAGCUGUGCUAAGUGAUGCAGAGAAUAAGCAGACAUCAAAUCGAUACGUCAACCAGUGGCUUAAUGAACUUCGGGAUGCUGUGGACAGUGCUGAAAACUUAAUGGAAGAAAUCAAUUAUGAAGUUCUGAGAGUUAAGGUGGAAGGUCAGCAUCAAAAUCAUGCAGAAGUAAGCAACCAACAGGUAAGUGGCCUCAACUUGUGCUUGAGUGAUGGAUUUUUUGUUAACAUAAAGGAGAAGUUGGAAGGCACCACUAAAACGUUGGAGGAGUUGGAAAAGCAAAUUGGUAGGCUUGGCCUAAAGGAAUAUCUUGCUUCUGGUAAACAAGAAACUAGAGUGCCUUCAACAUCUUUGGUUAAUGAUUCUGAUAUCUUUGGUAGGCAGAAUGAAAUAGAGUUUUUGGUUGACAGUUUAUUGUCUGUUGAUGCCGAUGGAAAAACAUAUAGUGUAAUUCCUAUUGUUGGAAUGGCAGGGGUUGGCAAGACAACACUUGCUAAAGCUGUGUACAAUAAUGAGAAGGUGAAAGACCAUUUCAAUUUGACAGCUUGGUUCUGUGUGUCUGAACCAUAUGAUGCUUCUAGGAUAACAAAAGGAUUACUUGAAGAAAUUGGUUCAUCCAACUUGAUGCUUGAUAACAAUUUUAAUCAACUUCAAAUCAAAUUGAAGGAAAGCUUAAAAGGGAAAAAGUUUCUUAUUGUUUUAGAUGAUGUUUGGAAUGACAACUACCUCGAGUGGGUUGAGUUGAUAAAUCCUUUUGCACAAGGAGAAAUUGGAAGUAAGAUCAUUGUGACGACACGUAAGAAAAGUGUUGCCAUGACAAUGGGUAAUGAGCAAAUUAGCAUGGAUACUUUGUCUAGUGAUGUCUCUUGGUCUUUAUUCGAAAGACAUGCAUUUGACAACAUGGAUCCUAAGGAACAUCUAGGACAUGUAGAAGUCGGGAAACAAAUCGCAGCUAAGUGCAAAGGUUUGCCCUUAGCACUAAAGACAAUUGCUGGUUUGUUACGGUCCAAAUCAGAGAUUGAAGAGUGGAGACGAAUUUUGACAAGUGAAAUAUGGGAGCUGCCAGACAAUGGAAUAUUACCCACGUUGAUGUUGAGCUACAAUGAUCUUCCCGUUCAUUUGAAGCAAUGCUUUUCCUAUUGUGCAAUAUUUCCCAAAGAUUAUCCAUUCAACAAAGAACAAGUUAUUCAACUCUGGAUUGCUAAUGGUCUCGUGCAACGGUUGCAAAAAGAUAAAAUAAUUGAAGAUUCGGGCAACCAAUACUUUCUCGAGUUGCGAUCAAGAUCAUUGUUUGAAAGGGUCCCAAGUUCUUUUCAAGGGGGCACUGAGAAAUUCUUAAUGCAUGACCUUGUCAAUGAUUUGGCCCAAGUUACAUCUUCAAGACUUUGCAUCAAUUUGGAAGAUAACAAAGGAUCUGAUAUGGUGGGAAGAUGUCGACACCUAUCAUAUUCAGGGGGAUAUAAUGGUGACUUUGAAAAGUUGAAACCUCUCUACAAAUUGGAGCAGCUGAGGACAUUGCUUCCAAUCAACGACAACUAUCAUCUGUUGGGAAUAAACCCCUUACCAAAAUAAUAUUCACGGUAAUAAAGCGGAAUAAUAAUGUAGCACCGAGAUACGGUAAUUAACAAGAA
This is a messenger RNA of Nicotiana tabacum (common tobacco), 1946 nucleotides long. The record is from RefSeq and is a predicted model, not a curated record. NCBI's taxonomy places the organism in Eukaryota, Viridiplantae, Streptophyta, Magnoliopsida, Solanales, Solanaceae.